Molecule: messenger RNA, 3058 nt
Organism: Oreochromis aureus
Lineage: Eukaryota; Metazoa; Chordata; Actinopteri; Cichliformes; Cichlidae
Exons: 8
Coding region: 107-2428 (773 amino acids)
Source: RefSeq, a predicted model, not a curated record
UCCGGCGGAAGCUGCAGACGGCGAGUAUUGCAGCGGCAAAGCCUACACACACUGGGUUGAAAAGAGCUUCUCUUAUUCAGCGUUACAUGUCCUCUUGAACACAGACAUGUAUCGCCCGGGUGAACCUGUUCGCCAGGCGCCUCCACCGCUGCCGUUCGGACCUCCACCGCCUCACGGCCCUCCUUUUAGACUCACAGGGCCCUGCUCUGUUCCUCCUCCUGGACACUUACCCCCCAGGCCCUGUGGACCAUAUCCCGGCGCGGCACGAGAUUAUCUCCACAACAGACCGUCGAGUGGGCAUUUCGUUCGUCCCCACUGUAGCAGCUUCUCCAUAGACCGUAGUACACCAAUUGCUUUGGGAGGAAGCCAGCAGAUCGUUACUCCUGCUGAACCAUCAACACAUCCGGUACCACAGUGGAAUCCCCCUCCAGUGGAACGUCAUUCUCUAGAUAAUAGUGACCGUGCUGGUGAGGAAUUCCUGAGAUGCAUUGCAGCCAACAAACCCCUCCCAAACUAUCUCAAAGGCAACAUGGCAUACAACCUGGCUGAGGCAUUUAAGUCAGCUAGUAUAUUGAAAGAAGCAGUCAAAUCAGACCGUGAAUUCCAGAAGCAUGUGGCUAGAAGCAAGAGCCGUAGUCGAAGCCGUAGCAGAAGCCAAGGCAGGUCUCGAGCCAGGAGUCGUGGUCGAAGCAAAAGCAGAGUACGCAGCCGAAGCAGGGGAAGAAGCAAAACUCAUGCCUGUGGGAAGAGUCGAGCUAGAAGCAAAAGCAGGGUUCGCAGUAGGAGUCGGAGCGACAGUCGAAUUGAGAAAAAGAGUCAUGUACGGAGCAAGAGUCGAGCAAGGCGAUCCAAGUCACGAAGUAGCAGUAGUGAAAAGAGCCGAGGCAAAGGCAAAAAGAGAAACAGGAGCCCUGGACUCAUCACCGUCAACAGCAGUAAUAAUCUGCCAGGAAAUAGUCUGUUAGAAGGAUUGAAGCUGGUUAUGAGCAGCCAAGAUUUGGAAGAUCAGCUGCCAUCUCUCAAAGAUAUCAUUCUCACUAUUAAGGCUCCAGAUGAGGGGAAAAAAGUUGAGUGUGUAUCUAAUGAGCCUACACAUAUGGAACAUGACAGUCAAGACAGUUUAUCAAUGCUGGAAAAGGAAAGCAUGCUGCUUCCACAUGAAAGAGUUGGUGGUGAUUUCUCAUGGCUUCAAGGACAAAGUCAAGAAGAUGCUGCAUACCAGAAAGCUAAUGAACUUGAAGAUGAAGAGUCUUUCUUGUAUGGGAAUGAACCAGCUUCCCAGAUUAAUGAAAAGGCCAAACUACAGAAAGAGAGUAGUUCCCUUUCCACUCGUUGUGGACAUCUUCUUGAUCCAAAUCAGUCCCUGCAGUUGGCUUCUUCAACUUUUGUCCACUCCAAUCUGGACAACAUGGAAUAUGAGAAAAUCAAGAUCAUAUUAAAAAGCCUGGGUUCAUCAAGUGAGAUCAAGGGGAAGACGCAGGGUCAGAAUGAGCAGGAGUCAUCUUCUACACUUGUCAAUUCAGACAAAGCAGCAGCAACUUUAGCAUUGCCAGCACUCAAUAACCCAAAUGUACGUCAGGCUCUGGAGUCUCUGCAAUCUCUGAUCAAAGCUACAAAGGACAAACGAACAAAAAGUGACUGCACAUCUCAAGCAUCUGAUAAACAUAAGGAGGGUGACAGUGAGGAAAGGAAGAGAGAGAAACAACAGAAAGUAAAUAAAAUGGAGUCUUUGGCCAAAGAACUGGAUGAACUGUUAAAACAAGAUGGACAGGGUUUUAUAACUUCAGUUACUGGCUUUUACUGCCAGAAAUGUGAGGAGUUCAUUGGAGAUUUGAAGUCUGCUGAAAACCAUGCAGCUAUCCGCCAUCAUAGUAAUUCUAUUCCAAAAGAACAGACGGACAGGCACUCUAAAGACAGCAAAGGACACCCUCAUCAUUACAGUGCCUCCAGUAAUCGACACCCUGCCCCCCCAGACAGGAGAGAUCACAGGGGUUAUGGUUACCACGGGGAUUCAGGAAACCACCGGAAUAGGACAGACCAUCUACGGAAUUGGAAGGAUGAGAAAGAUUUCAGAAGCCAAUACCAUGAUGAUGACCACAAAAGUCACAAGGAUAGAGAUGAAAACAUCUUCUUGAAAGAGGAAAUGAAAAAGGAGCAAAUGUUUAUAACAGUCUCCGAUGGACUGACACCUUCAACUUCUAACAUCAGGGUCAAGGAGGAGGUGGACAAGGAGAAGGCCACUGGAAGCCAUGGUAAAGUUAAAGCGAAAGACCUAGAAUCAUCCAAGGAGAAAAAAGGCAGCAUUGAAAAUGAUAAAUACAGUGAUAGCACUGAUGAUGACGGAAAAUCACCUAAAACAAAAAAGAAUAAAAAGAAAAAGAAGAAGAAGGAGAAAAAGAAUAAGAAACAGAAGGAAGAUAAGUCUUAGGUGUUAUAUUGUCCUUGUCAUAUAACUCUGGGAUCAUGGUGUAGCAGCUUAUUUCUGGACUGAUUUUCUAACAUAGUUUUCUCACUUUCUUUUCCUCCACCCAAUUGUUUUUUGUUACUGUCAUUAUGAAGGAAUAGACUGAUAUGUUAGGAAGCACGUUUGUUGGUGGUCGUUCUCUAAAAGUAGUUUAGUAUUACUUUUAUCUUUGUGUAUCUAGGACAGUGGUCUUUACCUCACUUAGAACUAAGAUUGACUUUUCUCAGUUAAUUUAGGUAUUUUUUCCCACUUCAGACAGCGUGUGUGCUCGGUCAAAUGAAUUCUCAUGUGGAAUGAAAUGUUCUCAUGUGUUCCUCAGUAAACAGGCAAACAAAAACCUUUUCCAAAACGUCUGUUCCCUUUACACAUUCUGCACAGUUUUCAGCAGUACUGUAUUAAUGUCUGCCACGUUUCAGGUAUGGCAUCACAUCUUGGUUCUAUCUUUUAAUUAAAUGUUCGAGAAAAUAAGCAGUAAGUACUUUUUUCAUUUCAUUGGACCAACAGCAUUGUAGUUUUAGAAAAGUUAUACAUGUAUCUGACAUCUUGUAUUCAUUAUGAUCUCAAAUAAAGUAAAAUAAACAAAUGUGUACUAUU